AUGACAGCGAAUGAAGUGAUACAAUUACAAUUUGAACUAUUAUUUUCAUCUGAAGAACAACAUCUUGCAUCUCUUAGUGAUGAUGAAGGUCCAAGUUUUGAUGAUGAUGAUAAUAGUUCUGAUAGUGAUUCAAAUGUUGAAGUUACUUCGACUAUUGAUGAAUCUGAAAAUGAAUUAGUACGUUUAUCAACAUAUCUUCAAUUAGAAUCUCAAUUUGAUAAUGAUGAUGAUCAAAAUUUCUAA
This is a messenger RNA of Rotaria sordida, 243 nucleotides long. Lineage: Eukaryota; Metazoa; Rotifera; Eurotatoria; Philodinida; Philodinidae. The record is from the annotation of a GenBank genome assembly.